AUUUAUUGUCGACUUUGCCUGUUUCAGAAUUCAGCGCGGGCCAGUGCCAGAGGCAAGGAUGGAACGCGCUGGGGCUGCGACAGGUGCACACUGGCCAGACGGUGACGGUGGUGUCGGGCAACGCCGGGAAUCGGUAUCGGGUGCAGUCCAACGACGGUUUGUCCUCCGUGCUGGUGGUUCGUCGACUGAUGGACAAAUGGGGGGCCAAGAGCGAGGGGAGAGCCGCGGCCGGGGCGCCCAGCGUCGGACAGAAUCACGUCCGAUCGGUGCAUCGUCGUAUAGACGAACAUUUCGCGGCCCGGCGAGAGAUCGACAGGAUAACGAACGAGAUCGGGCUGCUGACCAGCCAGCUGAGGAACGUCGAGAGAAGGAUGCUGCGAGCCGCGAGGGAAAGAAACGAGGGAUCUCUGGCCGACACCGGGCUGCCGUUUCUCUUCGAUCGCACCUGUCGCGCGAUCUUCGCCCUCCUCGAGGAUCUCGCGAAAGCGCGAACAGUGCGGGAACGAGCGGGCCACGAGCUUCGAUGCUCGGUGGAGUUGCUGCUGCUGGUGACGAGGUGGAACGCCAGCGACGAGAAUUACGAGGCGCUGCGAGCAGCGAUCGGCUUCGAGCCUCGUCCGUCCGAUCGGCUGGACUGGGAGGAGACGGCCGACGCGGCGCUGACAGCGUUGCUCGAGUCCACCUCGAGGAAGUCCGCUGGCACGGAGACGGGGUGCUCGUCCGCGUGGAACGCCCUCACCCCUAUCGCCACCGUCAGGGAGCUGAGCAAGCUGAAGACGCGUCUGGCACACGCGAUCGGCCGACUCGCGGGCGCCAGGGAGUCCGACAUUGCCGAGAUGGAGGCCAACGACGUCGCCGAGUCGUCUGCUUAACGUUAAUCUUCAAAAUCUUCUUUGCAUCGAAUGUGCAACGGGCGACAAUUUUGGUUCCUCGAUCGAUCCGAGGUAUAUUAAUAUUCUCGUACGGACGAGAAAUUAACUCGACGAAUCGCAACGUCGCGUCGUCACGCCACGAUGAUUCAUUCUGGCGCCGCGAUUCUGCUUUCCCGGCUGGUUAAUUAACGAGAGAAUCGCGCGGGUCGAAAGAUUGCACGACAAUGCGCGUUUUGUUCGGCGGUUUCAACUUGCGGGAAAAUGUUCGCAUGUUUGGAAGCAGACGAAUCGAAUCGAAUCGAGUUAAAUCGGAUCGAAGCGUUUGGCUCUCGUAACGGAUUCGUUUACCGCUCGCGAUAACCGAGCUGCCGGUCGAGGACGUUUCGAGGAAAGAGCGUCCGCGGUCGGAAGCGGCGCUUCAGAGGAAAGAUCGCAUCCUCACGAUGAGACAUCGAGCGACAGACAGACUCUAGAUUCUUUUCGAAUCUUUUCGUCUCGAUCGUGUAGGUUCAUCCACUUUUUCGGUGGGUGGCAAAGUUUUUCAAUUCUGUUGCUAAUAAUUUUCUAGCGUUUCAAGUGUUUUAUUUGAAAUUCACUUCAAAGGGCAGUUCUUAUUCGGUAGUACUUAUUUGAAACAGCUGCUUUUACUAAUUAUAUCGAAUAUAGCCCCCGUAACGUUGUCGUAAUUUAUAUCUGCGAAGCUUGUAAAUUUUUUUCGAUAAUUGCAACAAACGUAUAUAUAGGAGUAUAUCCACGAGCGAUGUCUGUUUGAUACUGUACUGAAAUUUUAUUUCACUUGAGAGUUGAUACAGUUUUAAUUUAUACUAUGAUUUAACAACAGGCUGAACACUAGAUGCCAAUAUACUUCACUGGAACAUAAGCUAUGUUAUAAUGAGUUAAAUUAUUGUCACACGACAGUGUUUAUUAAACUUGAAGAAAACAUUA
Messenger RNA from Frieseomelitta varia, 1817 nucleotides. RefSeq names its product protein PTHB1-like. NCBI's taxonomy places the organism in Eukaryota, Metazoa, Arthropoda, Insecta, Hymenoptera, Apidae. Bases 189 to 872 code for a protein of 227 amino acids. The record is from RefSeq and is a predicted model, not a curated record. The transcript is spliced from 4 exons. Gene Ontology annotation, cellular component: BBSome; membrane. Gene Ontology annotation, biological process: cilium assembly.